Messenger RNA from Ostreobium quekettii, 1506 nucleotides. Lineage: Eukaryota; Viridiplantae; Chlorophyta; Ulvophyceae; Bryopsidales; Ostreobiaceae. The record is from the annotation of a GenBank genome assembly.
AUGCACCGCGGCGUGAUUCCCCGGAGUCUGGCCACCCUGGCGUGGCUCGCGCUGUCGACCCUCUCCGCGGUGACCCGCACGCAACCUGAAGCCAGCAAAUUUUUUGAUGGAUCUGACUGGCGCUCAAGGACCCUUACACAGAGUCGUGAGCCAGGGAUACAGAAGCUCAUAGUGGGAGGUAGUCCUGCAAAAUGUGGACGUUUUCCAUACAUGGCGUCAUUGCGUAACAACCAGGGAAAACACCAGUGUGGCGGAGUGCUGGUGGAUCCUGAAUGGAUAUUGACAGCUGCACAUUGUGUGCAUCCCAAUGAACUUUUUUCACUGAAGGAAGCACCCAGGAUUGUUAUCGGCGCUUGCAAUCUAAAGGACAACAGCAAUGUCGAGAACAGGCUGUCACGGAAAACAAUCAUCCAUGAAGGGUACACUGCCAACAAAGUGGAAUUGGGCAACGAUAUUGCACUGCUGAGGCUCAACAGGAAGUCUGGUCUGACCCCAGCUGGCUUGCCACCAGAAGCGCAGUCGCUUAGCAGACCAGAUUCUUUCGUUGCCCUGGGGUGGGGAAACGGGACGGUUGCAGACCUGCAGCUAGCCGCUGGUCUGGAUUUUGUCACCAAUGAGGAAUGCAUGAACGGCUGGAGAGAUGCAGGCAUUGAUGUUGAUGUCAAAGAUUCGAUGCUGUGUGCGUUUGGCCUUAUGGGGCAGAAUCUGUGCACUGGGGACAGUGGGGGACCUCUAGUCGAACCCUUCGCACCUGAUGGGAACCUAUCUGCUGGCAACGCUGAUUUCGACAUUGUUGUUGGCCUCACAUCGUUUGGUUUAAUGGGAGACACAUGCGAACUUGCAGAGAUACCAACUGUGUUUACAAAGCUGAGCAGCUUUCGUGGCUGGAUUGAAGAAAUGAUGAAGGAAUCUGCACCUGCACAAGGCACCGAGGAACCCAGGUCUUCAGCAGAAGACCUCGAGAAGCUCAACAUGGAACUUGUCUUGCUUGCUGGAACACCUGAAGAUUCUGAAUCGAAAGAACUGGCGGCCGACCUGCUCUCCAUGGGGGCGGACCCAAACGCCCUCAUGUCGUGCUGUCUUGGCGAGUUUGCAUCCGGCACAGUUGAUUUCGCUGGCGAAUGCACGGCGCUUCAUGGAACGUCUUUGAAUGACAACUCUGUGGUGGCUGCCACGUUGGUGGAAGAGGAAGCGGACUUGGAUGCAAGGUGCAAUGGCGGGUGGGCGCCACUGCACAGAGCAGCCGUUCAGAACGCUGAAAAAGUGGCUGCCAAGCUUGUCGACUUGGGAGCUGACGUUGACGCCAGGGAUGAGCAGGAAGACACCCCUCUGCACGAAGCGGCGCUGUACGGGAGUGUGGAAGUUGCAGAAUUGCUGUUGAGUUUAGGAGCAGACAAACUGGCAACAAAUAGCAUUGAUGAACAGACUCCGCGUGACAAAAUAUGUGGCAGUGUUUUGGUUGAAUGUAGUGACGAUCAAAGAGAAGCGCUAGAAGAGCUGCUGUGA